This is a messenger RNA of Raphanus sativus (radish), 648 nucleotides long. Its product is annotated as cyclin-dependent protein kinase inhibitor SMR3-like. The coding region runs from base 132 to 458 and encodes 108 amino acids. Gene Ontology annotation, biological process: regulation of DNA endoreduplication. The transcript has a single exon. NCBI's taxonomy places the organism in Eukaryota, Viridiplantae, Streptophyta, Magnoliopsida, Brassicales, Brassicaceae. The record is from RefSeq and is a predicted model, not a curated record.
UUAGGAGACAGAUCAUUAGUUGGUUGAAAUGUUGGCUUUCAAGUUUCGGAUCCAACGCACGUUAUCUCCCCUUCUCUUUCCUUAGCUUUGCUUUUUCUUUCUUCUCUCUCUCUCUCUCUCAAGUUUGUCUAAUGGCAGAUAUUUGCUGCGUCAAGGAGAUCCAAGACGAAGACGUAGACAAGAUCCGGUUACCGACUCGGCCUGAUCAACUGGUCCUCCCCGAUCACGAAGAUCCAACGGUCAACAACGAAGAUGGGUGCAAGACUCCAACAUCUCCUGCUCACAAGAUUCCUGCAGCAAAGUAUACGUUAUGCCCACAAGCUCCUAGAAAACCCGGACCCAAAAGAAAAUUGACACCGGUUAAUGUUGUUAACCGUGUAUCGAUUGAUCUGACCCGGGAGAUUGAGAUGUUCUUUGAGGAUUUGGACCGCAGGAUCAAGAAGUCACGGAAACAAUAAGAAGAAGACUAAGAAGAGUAUAUUGAUCAUUUCUAAUUUAUGACUGUGUGGUGGUAAUUGAUCUUGUUAAUUUUCCCUUCAUUUGUUCUUCUCAUUUUCUGUAUAAUACAAGUGGCAUGUUGAUAACAAUAAAAAUGUAUCUCAUUAUGAAUCCUUUAAUUCUGAUUUAUACAACUUUUUAAACUCAAAA